Molecule: messenger RNA, 1206 nt
Organism: Trypanosoma grayi
Lineage: Eukaryota; Euglenozoa; Kinetoplastea; Trypanosomatida; Trypanosomatidae
Product: putative inositol polyphosphate 1-phosphatase
Exons: 1
Coding region: 1-1206 (401 amino acids)
Source: RefSeq, a predicted model, not a curated record
AUGGCAUCGCGGGGUGCGCUGCCAGAGGACGACUCGGCGCUUGUCUCCGUCGAUCUUCUCGAUGUGCUGAUGGUUUGCGUGAGAGGUGCCCUGGCGGCCCAGAGGUAUAUUGCGUUGGAGCUGCUGAGAGUGCGUGAGGUGGAAGCAAAGGUUCCUGAUCUAUUCAUUAUGGAUCAAGACGGACAAACAAAGAAGGCUCUGCUUUCGUCACUUCACCACGCAGUGAGCGUUGACGUGAAGGAGCAGCUGCUCUACAAGGAUGGCAAUGCCGCGAGUGAUUUUGUCACCACGGCAGACUUCAUGACGCAGGCUGUUCUGGUGCAGGUCCUGCGGGCUGCGUUCCCCGAAUUGCCGUUUUCCGUUGUGGGCGAGGAGGACGAGGCGGCGAGCGGCGCCACCGGCCGGCAGGCGGAGCACUGCGUUGCCGCCUAUUACGACGCACUUGAGACGAUCCCGCACCAGGCGGAGCUGGAGGCCCGUGUGGUGGGUGGGGCGAGAAGAGUGGCGUCCCCGACGUGGGAGAAGCUACGCGCGCGAGUUGGGGUAUUCAUUGAUCCCAUUGACGGAACCAACUGUUUCGUUGAGGGUCAUUGGGAGGUGCCGCUGACGCUUGUGGGAAUCACCCUCGAUGGUGUUCCUGUUGCUGGGGUGGUCAACCGGGUCUUACGUUGCAACGUCGCGCAGGUGGAGCGUAGAGGCAGCAGUGCAAGUCUCUCAUAUGCGUUUAACUUGGGCGCUGCAGGACCCUUUAUUGUGCACGAGGGCCAGCGUGUCGCGCCUCUUCUCUCGGCGCCCACGGCCGUGGGUGCGUGCAGCACAUUGCGCGUAGCAUCCUCGAGCACCACUGGCAAGAAGUGCCUGGCCAACUUCUUUCGCAAGCUACGACCCAUCGAGAUGCGCGGGGCGAGAGGCGCUGGCAACAAGCUUAUGUUUCUUGUAGCUUCAAUGCUUGAGGGAUCACCUGCUCUGCGGAGCUGCGAUGUCUUUUUCUCCCCUGAGAAUACCAUCAAGAAGUGGGACACGUGUGCCCCCCACGCACUUCUCUUGGCUCUGGGUGGGGAGCUCUACACGCAGUGUGGCGGUGCCAUUCGGUACCCGUUGCACGGCGAAGAACAGGCAGCGCUGCCAAAUGGGGUUGUGGGGGUGACGCGCUGGUCCAAAGUGGAAGUCUCGCGGCGCCUGGGCUGGCCCCGCCCCUCGCUGUAG